AUGCAACACUUGUUAUUUGUACUGUUCUCGUCACAUCUGAUAUCAUUUUCAUUUGGACAGUCACAAUGUGAUUCAUCAAAUAAUUCUGCUACUAGUAUUUUUAAAUUUUUAACCAGUGAACAACGCUACAAAAAAUGGAUGAUACCUAUCACCAAGAAUGGAGACCCACCAGUAGUGAAGAUAAAAAUGUACAUUUAUCACUUAAAUGCGAAGGAAACUUCCAAACUGGACAUAAAAAUGCAAGUGUUGCUAGAAAUGAAAUGGGAAGAUCCAAGGCUGAGGUAUCAAGAACUAUCAAGAAAUGUUACAUCGAUCAAUGGUGGGAAAUAUCACAUUGAUUCUAUCUGGCUCCCGCGUGUUAUAUUUACCAAUGAAAAGGAUUCACAAAAAAUGGGCACCAACAAGAAGGAUGAUUUUGUCUCUAUACUCCCUAGUGGUACAGUUCUUCUAACGACAAGAUUAAUGACAUCAAUGGUUUGUCUGCUUGACCUUGGUAGAUUCCCAUUUGAUCAGCAAAUUUGUCAUUUAAAUAUGGAAGGUUUGACAAACAAUGCAACAGGGAUUCAGCUAGUAUGGGAUAAGAACACUCCUUUACAGAUAGAUGGCUUGGAAAGAAGUCUUAUAGAGUUCAAUAUUUUAGAAUUGAAGAAGAUGACAUCUAAGGAUUUUGAGUACAGUCACACAAAACAAAAAUAUAGUAACUUGAUAUUAGAAAUGAAACUCACAAGGCACUUUGGACAUUAUUUAUUUAAUUACUAUUUGCCUAGUGAACUUUUGGUUAUUAUUUCUUGGUUUUCAUUUUGGAUAGAUCCAGAGAUUGUACCUGCCAGAGUAACUGUCGGAGUUUCUACAAUGCUCACUUUCAUUUUGCUUGAUGUGACAGGAAAAAGUGUGCCACGGACAUCUCAGUUUAUGGCCAAUGAUCUUUGGGCUUUUAUAUGUAAUGCUUUUAUGUUCCUUUCUCUUGCUGAAUUCGCUUUUGUUAAUAGUAUCGAUAGAAAGAAAGGUGUUGAAAAAGUUCACCUUAAAAAAUUGUCGAGCAAGUAUAUUCUACGUGGAGGUGUUGAUACAGCAGCUGGUAGGGCAAAACUUAGAAGAUCAUCAUCUUGUCCUUCAUCACCCGAAAUACGUCGUCAUUUUGCUCGUAAUCCUAAAGCUGCACAAACGACAUUUAAGGAACUAAAGGAAGUAAGUAUUUCACUUGGAAAUCUUGUAUUAGCUGCUGGGGCUGACAAAGAAACAAAAAUACAAGACACUGGUAACUCACUCUUCACCAUGACUCCCCAAGAGAUAGCUAACUGGAUUGAUGCUAAAAGUAGAAUAGUAUUCCCACUUACCUUUUUUAUUUUUAAUGUAGUUUAUUGGGUUUCAUUAAUAGUCGUUUAA
Molecule: messenger RNA, 1386 nt
Organism: Nezara viridula (southern green stink bug)
Lineage: Eukaryota; Metazoa; Arthropoda; Insecta; Hemiptera; Pentatomidae
Source: the annotation of a GenBank genome assembly